AUGAUAACUGUUAAUGAUGUCUAUAUUCCUGAAAAUCUAUUCCUGCUUCACCUAGGUCUUCUCAUCAUUGAGAUGGUCCUCAUGGCUGUAGCAUUCAUAUACACCAUGUCAGGAAGUUAUAUCAUUCUAUUCUUACAUCCCAUAUUUCAUCCUCACGUAUUAGGAAUCACAACGAACUUUUUCAUAUCAUACUUUGUUUUAUCCGUGCCUAGACUUUGUAUUAUAUUUCCAUUUCUAUUGGAUGGCACACGUCGUUUUGAAAUUAUGUCUUCCAUACCAUACACAGUUUACCUAGACGCUCUGCGCACAGUGGCUGCUUCAUCAGCUCUUCUAGCUUGUCUCUCGUUGGUUCUUGAACGCGUUAUAGCUACGGUUCGUAUAAGAACAUACGAAAAACAAAGAAAUCCCUUUCUGAUUGGCUUGAUAAUGAUAUCCACAUGGUUGGUUCCAUCAGCGUGCUGUUAUAGCGUUGUUAUAUUGAACUUUGAAAUCAUGAUUUUCUUGCUACUCGGUUUUUUGACUUCUUUAAUAUCAUUUGCGAUCUUUCUGAGACUAACUAACUGGUCUGAGAAUGAAUACAAGAAGAACGUCAACGCGUACUCAUUGAGCAUCAAAUAUCAGCUGUCUGAAAAUGUACGCCUAGGUAGAAUAAUUAAAUCAACAUUGAAAGCUUUCAUAUCCGGAUGUUUCGCUUGUCUGUUGAUAGCCUUUCUGACCAUCAAGAUUUUUCCGAGCAACAAUCUCUUCGUAUUCCUCAUGUAUCAUCUCUACGAAUCGCUGUUUGCCUAUCUACCUAUUAAGAUAAUCUCAUGCAGCAUCAACUCGAAUGUCACAUGGAAGACAUCGUUCCGCGAUAUUACACGCACAAGCUUGUUCAAUAAGACGUCAAACAAAACACGAGCUUCAGAGCCGGUGCGCGUCUUAUCACUAACGGGGGACGUGAUAACUGUUGACCAACGUCUUCAUGCUAAACAAUAUUUUUCGACUUUGGAUAACAUGUGGAAAUGA
Messenger RNA from Auanema sp. JU1783, 1008 nucleotides. The record is from the annotation of a GenBank genome assembly. NCBI's taxonomy places the organism in Eukaryota, Metazoa, Nematoda, Chromadorea, Rhabditida, Rhabditidae.